ACAUAAGACAUUUUGGAUUAGAUUUUUUCAGUGUUUUUUUUAACGUUGCUAAUCUAACUCGUUUUCUUCAAGUUUUCUUCGAUGUAGUUAUUAGGUUUUCAAUAUGUCUCUAAAAUAAGUAGAUAAAUAGGCUUAACAUCUACUGGAAUCGUAAAUGACGCCCACAAAGACUACAACAACUGAAGUAGAAAUGGUGAUACGAAAUAGAAAAACUGUUGUUAAAGACGGGAUUAUGACAAUGUCUGGAAUCGGCGAGCCUUCGGUUUUCCAUGCGUUAGUAGUGAUAUUUUUGGAAUUCUUCGCAUGGGGAUUGUUGACUAUGCCGAUAAUAUCAGUCCUAAAUGCGACGUUUCCAGAUCACACUUUUCUAAUGAAUGGACUUAUCAUGGGUAUUAAAGGAAUUUUGUCCUUUUUGUCAGCUCCUCUAAUUGGCGCUUUAUCUGACGUGUGGGGACGGAAGUUUUUCCUACUAGUAACAGUGUUCUUCACUUGUGCGCCAAUUCCGUUGAUGACAUUAAAUACUUGGUGGUUCUUUGCCAUGAUCAGCUUAAGUGGAGUAUUUGCAGUAACCUUUUCGAUCGUAUUUGCUUAUGUUGCUGAUGUAACAACUGAAGAAGAGCGUUCACGAGCCUAUGGAUUGGUAUCUGCAACUUUUGCAGCGAGUAUGGUAAUAUCACCCGCACUUGGUGCUUAUUUGAUGGACUUAUAUGGCGAGGCACUUGUCGUCGUAGCAGCAACUGCAGUCGCCGUUCUGGACGUAUUUUUUAUCAUGGUGGCAGUUCCUGAGAGUCUCCCUGAGAAAGUUAGACCAAGUGGCUGGGGGCCUGCUAUAAGCUGGGAGCAGGCUGACCCAUUUGCUGCUCUAAGGAAAGUCGGCGCAGAUCGCACUGUACUCAUGUUGUGCGUAGCUGUAUUCCUAUCUUACUUGCCUGAAGCUGGGCAGUAUUCUUGCAUAUUUGUGUAUUUGAAAUUAGUUAUGGGAUUUGGUGUUGUGCAAGUGGCAAUAUUUAUUGCAAUUGUUGGUGUUCUCAGUAUUGCUGUGCAAGUGGUACUUGGAUACCUAAUGAAAUCACUUGGUGCAAAGCAUACAAUAAUGGUUGGACUCUUAUUUGAGAUGCUACAACUUAUGUGGUAUGGGUUUGGGAGCCGUACAUGGAUGAUGUGGGCUGCAGGAGUAUUAGCUGCACUUGGAUCUCUUACAUAUCCAGCAAUAAGUGCUUAUGUUUCUGUAAACAGUAGAGCUGAUAGACAAGGAGUUGUACAAGGAAUGGUCACAGGAGUCAGAGGCCUCUGCAAUGGUUUGGGACCCGCCAUGUUUGGAGUGAUAUUCUACUUGUUUCAUGUAGAUCUUAAUGAAGAGCAUGCCCUUGCAGGAAUGGAUGGCCGACCUGAUGAUGACAAGUACAUCAGAAUUGUUCCAGGGCCACCGUUUGUAUUAGGUGCAUUACUGGUAAUUUGCGCCCUUCUAGUUGCAGCGUUUUUACCGGAAGAUAAUAUAAUUGCUGCACGACGCACUUCACCCGAUUUGCGUUUUGAAAUUGAACAUGGACGGCGCGUAGCUGGCCCUUUGUCACCUUUAAUGGCUCCAGAGUCAGCGGCCCUCUAGCUAGCGGCUAAAGCUGGCAGAGCAGCCAGCGUGUGAACUUCAGGGCAGAUCGCCAAGGCAAUCAAUGCAUUUAGGAAGGUACCAAAGCAAACUCAGUGAUCAAUGUGAGUCUAUUCAGUAACUACAUGAGACCAUUACCUUUGUUCUGCUUCUUACUGUUUUUUAUUCUUUACCUGUUAUCCAUCAUUUAUAUUAGUUUUCAAGGGUGUGUACAUAUUAUAUAUUCAAAAUAAAUCAAUUUUGAGCAUAACUAAACUUUAAUGAGCAAAUAACACAAUAACUAAUGCAAACUAACUUCAACCAUAUUUCAAGUACAACUUAUUUUAGUGAAUAAUAAAUUUAGUGAAAAUACACAAAGGAAGUUAUUUUAAGGUUUUUAGGAAAAAGGCAAAGCAUUUCUAUCCUAACAUCAGUCAUGUGUUUUUCCAUAAACAGACAUUUAAAAAAAGUCUCAUUCUGGUUGGACCAUAAUAUUUAAGACAUACUAUCUGAUAAUACAAACUUUGUUAAUGCUGUUAUUGUACAUGGAAGUAAAAAUCCUUUUUUCUCAAAAAUGUAUGUCAAGUCAAAAAUCAUUAAAAAAAAAUUUUUUAUAUAAGACAAAUAUCAGUCUUACAUUGAUUAACAUAAGUCACAUGUCUUAUAUGAUAGUAUUCCUUUAACUUUUAAAAAAUAGAUGUGAUUGGUUAUAUCAUACUGUAAUACAUUGAAUAGUUAACCUAUUUGCCAAUAAUUAUUUUCUAAUAAUAUAAUGUAAUAUCAAUUCAGAUAGCACCUAGACAUGGUGAAUGGCUUAAAAUAUAGAAUGCUGAAUUAGUUCAAUAAAUAACAGUAUUUGUUUCUGAUAGACUGAGUCACAAUUCAAUUAUAAUUUGUAUGAUGAAAUCGAAUGUGCGUGCAUUAAACUUUAUGUAUGUACUUUAUUACUAUAUAUUUAUAGUAUCCUAUCAAUCUUAUCUUAUAUAGUACUGCUAAGACUAGUAAGCUCAAGCAUGAAUUACUGAAAUAUUGUUAACAAGCUAAAAUCUUUAAAUGUGUAUUAAGUUAUUUUUGCCACCGUGUAGGCGAACGAUAGCCACAAAGAUAUCGCCAUAUGUUUGUUAUCACGACACGUCACUAAUCGUCAACUACAUUCUAGGUGAAGCUAGAUUUGAUUGAAGUACACACUUUACGGUUUGGUGAGUAAUGGAGCGAUGCGAGACAUACAUUUUCUGAACAUUGACGUUUAAGGUUACAAAGGGGAAAAAAUUUAGAUCUUGAAUAGAAUAAAAACUUCUUGCAGAAGUUUGAACAUAAUCGGACGCGUCACUUGAAUGAUUUGCUAAUUUUAUUGCAAAGCUGUGCGCAAUGCGCUAUCAGGAAAACGAUAGUUUUUAUUAUUUUAUUGGGCUUAGCCGUUUCCACAAUUAUAGUAGAUAUAAAGACCAAUACAGUAGUUUUACUUAAAAUAAUGUUAAUUCAUUCAAUUAGUCUAAAUAAUUUAAGGCUUAACAUUAUCCUGUCCGCGCGAUAAAAUUUAGAGGAGAGAAAUUCUUUUUAUAUUAUAACUGAAGUGAGUAUUUUAGGAGGAAAUAUUUAUGAGUUUCAAGUAAAUAAAGACUGUAAUUGAAUACUGGCAAGGUUACUCGUAAUAAUUAACUAAUUUGUUUCGCUCCAACUCAAAUAAAAUUUCCAUGCAAACCUACAAUUUUUCAUUCAGUUGAUAAUUGUUAUCAGUAAAGCAGCCUACAUUUGUGCGUGUCUGUCGCUGAACAAACACCUGAGGGUGGUUAAUAUUAUCAUUGUUCAAAUGAAUCGCGGUUAACAUGAGGCAAAUGAUAAAGAAAAUCGAUAUUAAUUCUACGUUGACGACAGUCUUUGCAAAGAUACAUUCAAAUAAGAUUGCCAUUAAAAGACUUCUUAUUUUCUUAAGAAAGUUUAGGUAACACAGCAUCCGUUUAAUUUUUAAGAAUAGAUAGACUUUUCUGGAGGUACACGAUUAUAUAAUAUACACCUUUUAUAUAAUCGUGUACCUAUUAAUAAUAUUACACCUCGAAAUUUUUCUUUAGUUUUUUUGAAGGUUAAAAUUGGAUACCACAGCAUAUGUUCGCUAAGUUCUGAACUAUGACAUCUGUAGACAAGUAAAAUAUCUAGAGAAAACAAAAUAUGACCUAGACGUGAAACAGCAAAAACCGCUUAAGAACGAACGAUUACGUUUCAUGGCUAUUGAAAAGUUUUAGUAUUCUACUGAAUUUCCUUACAAAAAACAAUUCACAAUUAAGUUGUUAGCGAAUUACGUUCAGCGGUGUAAUAAUAAUUUUAAAAAAAGUAUUUCCCUUACAUAGUUACUAACAAUUCUCAGAACAAUAAAGCCAUACUAUUAAUAAAAAAGAGAUUCUUAUCCACCAAUAAAAACAACAAAUAAUCAGACUGGAAGUAUAAUGAUUAAAUGCGACCUGAGGCAUAUGUAUGUGUAUUUAUCUUAAAUUAAUGGUCAUAGAACGAUUGCAGUACACUCAACAAUCAUCCAUAUACUAUAUCCGUGUCUUGCUUCGCUCUAAUUUAAGACGUAAAUCGAGACGUAAGUCAUUGAAUUCAAAUAUAUUUCAUUAAAGAUGUAUAGAAUUAAACAUAUCCAAACUUUAUAUAAUUAACUGUUAUAUAAAAAUACUUGGCAUGUUUAUUCCACAAAAUAUACUAUUUCAAUAAUUGCUUGUAAGAUUACUCAUAUCGCAAACUACUUGUAUUUUCAAAAGAGCCUGCAAAUCUAAUCUAACGUUGAUAUAAUAAAUACAUAUAUCUUAUCAGUUUUUGUCGCACAAGCACGUGGGAUUACUAAAUUAUAAUGAAAAUGCAAGUUAAUGAUUCUCAUUUGAUUACAAAGUUGUUACUAGAGAAUUGGGUUUGUAACGUAAUUGUAAUAAAAUAUCCAAAAACAAGAACGGCUCAUACGAAAUAAUUUUGCAGAAAUUAAAACUGAAUCUAAGUUUUUGUAUCUUAUAUAAUAUGUAUACUUGGUUUUCAGGUAUCUCGAUUAGUAGAAUAUUUUAACCAGUCGACUAGUCUUAUUAAGUAACCCUUGAUUAAACGUUGAUCAAGUUAACCGAACAAUUAUACGUGCAGCUAAAAUCUCGUGAUAGGUAUUUGCGUAGGUGUUUCAAAACUCGGUACGCGUCAGCGAGUGACGUCAUCGGGUAGAACAAAGGUUUUCACGAUGGCAAUACCACAUUGCAAUGAAAACUCUCUCCCACGACCGGCGAAUAGUACGUGACUAUCUUUAGUAGUCUGGUAAUGUAGUAGAUGAUUUUACCAGCCAUUGUUGUAAAGCGUAAGUAGGAGAGAGGAUGGGGUGGCUCUCUAUUUUAGAAGCGAUCAAUGAUUAUUUUGUAUGCAGUUGUAACCGCUUAAAGAUAUGUAUUAAGUAUUAAGUAUAAUAAAACGAAAUGGACGAAUAUAUCUGGUCCUUUAGAAACUUAACAGUGACCAUCACUUAAAUAAAAUAAUUACAAAUUAAAUUAAUUAUGAUGCGGAAUAUUUUAAAGAAAUAUUAUUAUCAUCAUUGUUUAUUACAACCGUUUCAUUCUAUUGUGCUAGAUUAAAUGUUAGAAAUAGCCUUGAAAACGAGUUUAUUUUUUAUAAAUAUUCAAAUUGUAGAAUAAAACGUUACGAUAUAAAAACCUUAAGCUGCAUAUCAUCUUUAUACGUGAUUCAGAUUCAUUCCAAAUACCAAGGCAUCUCAUAAAAAUGGCUAGUCACGUAAAAACCGCGUAUUGUCGUCAACGUAGGCAAUUCAUACAUAAAAUAGUAUUCAUAAUUCAUAAUGAACACAAAGGAACCUUCUUAAACUAGUAAUUUAAUUUUUCUUUAAAUUAGAAUAGGAAUUUUAAAUUACAAAAUUUCAGGGUUACUCUGUAAAACCUUUACGUACUUUCAAUGAUUGACUCGAAAGGCACUACAACACUGAACUGACGUGUCGCGUACUUUAAUGGCAACGUUUAAUUUCAGCUAAAGUAUAUUUAUUGUAAUACCUAAUAAAGUGGAGUUUCUUGAAAAUCUCAUUUAUUAUUAUUUCUUGUUUUUAAACAUAUUAACGCAGAAAAUAUUGUAAUUGAAAUGAAACCUUGAAAGCGUUGACCUCGAAAAGCAAGAGUUAAUAUGGGGGUGGUAAAAGCGAGAUAUGAAUACUUAUUGUUAUCAAUGCUUUGUAAAAUGGCAGAGUAGGCGUCUAGCAGACUUGUGUAGGCGCCUUUUAUAUUUGCCUGGGACGGUUAUAUUCCCCUUUUAACAAUUGAAAUAGUCUAGCUGUAAAAUUAUUUACUGAAUCCAUAAUACAGAUUCUAAUGUGUGUAUUGUAUUAAGUAAUUAGAAUUGAAACUUGUCUCAAUGAUAAUCAUUGCCCUUAUCUAUUUAAGGGCUGCUAGCAGUGUAUAAUAAUAUUUUAGAUUUUCUGUUGUUUUCCUUAGUUAUUGUGUGUGCUCGGAUAUAAGAGAUAAUUUAAGUUGUACAACGCUUUACUUGGUAAAUUUUGGGCCCUAUACAAGAAUUACAUGAUUAAUGUUGCUGAAGAAUUUAUUUAGCUUGUACGAUCUAGUAGUGGCAAUUUCUAGAUGUUUUUGAAUGUCGUUCUUUCUUAGGUUUUUUACAUUGUUUUUUUUAUAUAUUUAAAUGUAAAGAAACUUAAAUAUGCUGCACAGGCCAAAGCUCAUGCUCAUGCAUAUUUUUCUAGUAAUUGUUAUAUCGCCAAACUAAAUUAUAUCCAGUAGAUGUCUAAAGGCGAUUUAGUGAUUUGAAUAGUGAUUAUUUUAAUUUAAAAAAAUAUGUAUAUAUAAUACCGGUCCUACGCGAUUUAAAGUGUUAUCAGACGCCUAACGUUGAGGCCUUUUGGUACAACCCUUAUUUUCCAUAUAAAUAAGAUUUACGUGUUGUAGACACGGCUAAAUGAAUAUAUAUUUUUCGCACUAUUUAAGUUUUAAAUAUAUUUAAUAAAUCUUUUUAAUACUAAUUAUUAAGGCUGUAAAUAUACGAGUGUACAGUACUAAUUAACCUAGAUUGUUCCCUUUAGAGGGUAAGUGUUGAAAUGUUCACAUUUUAUUUGUGUUGAAAGGACUCUAACGUGGCGGACCUAGGUUAGAUAAUAAUAUUAUUAAGUAAAAUUAAAAAAUGUAGGUGCCUAAGCUAGUAUUGUAUUAUAGUGAGACUACGUAGAAACUUCCAGGAAUCAUUGAUGGCACGUAACAAUACUCCGAAGUAGGUCGACAUUUGCCUGAACAUUUGGUUUUCGCAAAUCCUAGUUACCUAUUUAUGAAUAUAUACCGCGUCCUUAUUGUUCCGAUGUGCAUUCAUAGAAUUGUUAAAUGCGACUUGCCAUCAAUGAGGUGGAGCUAAAAUAUGCUGUAUUUUUGUUAAAAUUGUACCUAACAUAUCUUGCUAAACACCGGCUAGUUAGGCAUCACGAGAUCUCUGCUAGUGCUUUUCUUUUUGUAAAAUAGUCCAAUUUAGUAUUUAUAGUGAUAACAUAGCAAGUAUUAAUGUAGAAUAAUUCGUAAGUGGACCGUGCGCUGCGGCGUCAAUUAAUGUUCAUUGAAGCACAAAUAAAUGGUUUUGUCAACUGGUCUAACGAUAUUCAGCUUAAUUGAAUGCAACUUUCUGGGACCAUGCUUAAAUAUUACUUUACACAAGAAAAUCUUAAGCACUUUUAAUAUGUAAGUACCUAUGUUCCUAUGAUCAUUUCAUUACAUAUGUUUCUAGUGCAUCUUUAUAAUUAUUGAACCCUUUAGCUAAAAAAUAUAUUGCGUAAUGAGUACAGUUUUAUUAUGUGACAAAAAAUACAUAUUAUGUUGUAUUUGGAAGAACCGUUGUACAUUCAAAGCAUUAUAAUAAGGAAGAUUUUUAUGGAGAUCAAAAUUCCACGGAAAACCUAAUAACCAGUCCUCAAAGCAUUAGAAUGAAUAUGUGAUUUAGGACAAUGUUAAUAAAUGUUUGCAAUAUAUGAAAUAAAACUAAACGAAGUAGGUAGUAGUAAAAACUACCAAAUAUUUAAAAAAAAAAUAGUUUUAUUUAGUACUUGGACUUUUAUUCCGGAAAGCCUUACAAGGAGUAGCAUAGCAAAAUGUUCCAUAUGUUGGUACAUAGCUACUAAGUAAAAAAAUAUAUGAAGGCGAGACGAAUUUCGCGAGAGCAGCUAGUUUAAAAUAGUAAAGUUUAAAUUAGUUUAAAAUAGGUAAUAUUCAGAUCCCUUCCAAAGAUAGCGCAUGUCAUAAUGCAGAAAAAGAAAUAUCGAUUUCGCACCAGUUGACGACACCAUAGAUAAUGAUCAAUAUUUUAUAUAGUCUUUUGCAAUUUCACACUUCACAUUGUAACCUGUAUCGGUAUUUAAAUUGAGUGAGAUAUUUAUUUUUUGUAAUAGCAGGGCGAAAAUUUUACAUUUUAUUAAAUAUGAGUACAAGCGUAUUUCCGUAUAAAUGUGAUAUAGUUUAAAGGAACUGUUUAACUGUGGCUCAACAAACAAUUACCUACUAUAACCUUUUAAUAAUUGUUGAGUAAAUAAUUCCAUAGUUAAAUAUUUUAAAUAGUCUUUAGUUUAUUUAUGUUAUGUAUUAAGAAAAGUAGAAUUUUUAAAUUGAAAUGUUUAAAUGGCUGUAAUAAUAUCAACGAUUUUUUCUAAUUAUAAAAAUAUAUACCCAUGAUAAUCAACAUGUAAGUGUUUCCUGCAAUUAUGAUUAAGAUUAUACAGCUAUUUAAAUAUUUUUUUCAUAAUGUUUUUGUGUGACACCAUAUCCAUAAUGCUUCUAUGUUGAGAAUUAAUAAAUCUGAAUGUAGUCA
This is a messenger RNA of Pieris napi, 8407 nucleotides long. Its product is annotated as hippocampus abundant transcript 1 protein. Lineage: Eukaryota; Metazoa; Arthropoda; Insecta; Lepidoptera; Pieridae. Gene Ontology annotation, molecular function: transmembrane transporter activity. Gene Ontology annotation, biological process: transmembrane transport. The record is from RefSeq and is a predicted model, not a curated record. The coding region runs from base 155 to 1606 and encodes 483 amino acids. The transcript has a single exon. Gene Ontology annotation, cellular component: membrane.